AAAUUGGAGAUGGAAAAAACACUCACAAAAGUCAGUUGGACCUGGGGAGUGGAUUCUUGACUUGACUUAACUACAUUGCAUUGAAAAAGACAUUUCUCUGCAGGAAAACUAAACAAGAACUGCACCAUGGUGAAAGGGAAGAAGGCCGAGCCAAAGGGGAAGAAGAUCACCCUGAAGGUGGCCAGGAAUGCGAUGAGGAUGACAGUGGAUGGCAAGCGUCGGUUGGACCUCAGCAACAUGCAAAUCGCAACCUUCCCAAAAUGCAUCCUGAAGCUGGCCGACGUCGAGGAGCUGGACCUGAGCCGUAACCUCCUGCAGAAGAUCCCGGACACCAUCAGCCGGUUCGUCAACCUGCGCUGGCUGGACCUCCACAGCAACCAGCUGGACCAGGUUCCCGAGUCCAUAGGGAAGCUCCAGAACCUGGCCUAUCUCAACCUCUGCAAUAACCGGCUGGGCCCGGGCAGCCUGCCCAUGGAGCUGGGCCUCCUGAAGGGCCUACGGAAGCUCAACCUGGGCCUCAACCGCAUCGAGAGCCUGCCGGCCUCCAUCGCCGCCCUGAGGGAACUGAGAGAGCUGGGGCUCUUCAACAACAUGCUCACCAGCAUCCCCGUCUACCUUAGCACCAUGCCCAAGCUCGGGAGGGUCAACGUUAACUGCAACCCCAUCCGCCCGACCGACAUGAAGGACCUGGACCCCAUAAAGAGGGUAAGGUCCCUGCACCUGGUGCAGGAGGACUGCCUCUGCGGCGGCUGUCUGGAGAAGUGCACAGAGAGGAGCCUCUGGUUGGAGAAGAGGCAGAGCGAGUCCGGCACAGAGAGGAAGCCCCACUUCUCAUCAGGCCUGCUCACCCCAAACUCUGUGGCUAUGCAAGACCAAGCACUGCAGAGGUGAGAAGGUACCAAUGACGUCAACUUAUUCAAGGCCAGAAGUGUCAGUACGAAAGGAAAUGUAUCACUAGUUUGUCUGUAUAUCAAAAGAUGCACUUCAACCAAGAAUUAAAUGAAAGUAUGUUUUCACUUACCCAGAGUACUAUCCAACUAUCCAGAUAUAAUGGACCUCUAUGGCUUUCAUCUUUCAUGCUCAUCGAUGUCCUGACAACUUGCAUUAGAGAAACUGAAGAAGAACGUCUCUUUCCAAAUAUACCGUCACUGGCGGACAUGAACAGAUCUAAAAAAAAAUGCACAUUUAAUUGAGAACUAGUUAACUGUCCGCGCAAGAACUCGCAGUAUUCUGGGUGAAGUGCUUGGGCAAAGUGCCCCAUUGUUUUGAUCAGUAACUUGCGAAACUGUAUCUUCAGCAGAAAGUUGCAUGUGCUUGUGCUUGUGUGUGUGUGUGUGUGUGUCUCUGCUUUAUUACAAUACAAAUGUGUGGUAAAUUAACCAGAGAAAAAAAGAAAAUGAAAUGUUCAGCAAAUGAGUUAAGUUAUGGAAAAUAACUUUGAAGUUAUGCAAAGGAAAAGACAUAUCUGCUUUGCGCUUAAACUGUCACUAUGACCAAAAAUGGAACCAAAGUCGGGAGUGAUCCUCAUGAACACUAAGAAGGACUAGAAAAGGUUUAAGUGUGCAACUGCUGAGACCAAUCAUCAAAUUACACAUUCAGCACUUGGAAAUCAUUACCACAUCCUAUUAACCUCCAGUAAUGAAUGGUGUUGUAGCAUGCUUUCCUCAUGUCACUGUAACUCGUUGACUAAAAUCUGCUUAGUUUUGUUAAUUUGUGUGUAUGCAACUGUUUAAUUACAGCAAUUCACUUCAAUAUAAUUGAAAGGCCUCUACACUGUAUUCAAUGCUUAUUCAUUGUAUUAAAUAUGCUUGAUUCAA
Messenger RNA from Conger conger (European conger), 1817 nucleotides. RefSeq names its product leucine rich repeat containing 18b (gene lrrc18b). The coding region runs from base 127 to 891 and encodes 254 amino acids. The record is from RefSeq and is a predicted model, not a curated record. The transcript has 3 exons. NCBI's taxonomy places the organism in Eukaryota, Metazoa, Chordata, Actinopteri, Anguilliformes, Congridae. Gene Ontology annotation, molecular function: protein binding.